ACGGAAUUUACUUGAUAAUCGCGAUAUCAGCGACCAUCGGGGUACAUGGCAGCGGUGUUCCCUCACAACACUGUCUGGGGUUAUUUGCCGUGGUCUGCGGGCAUCCCAGGGCCUUUCCGCUAGGCAUCUUUUUGGAAAAUGAAGCUCGCUGCCCGAAUCAGAUAGGAGCCGGCUCCCAACACAGACAGCACAUGGCCAAGAUAGUCUUCGUCCACGAUUCAGGUCCUAAUGCUUCCCGUAAAGACCGAGAGCUCGCCCGAUCCGAAGCACGAUCGCACGCCGCUCGUGUCUCUCACCGGGGCCGGAAGAGGCCGAAUCAUCCACCGGUGCCCAGAUCCCAAAACGUCCAACCAGCCGGUCCAUUGUUACCCAAUGCGACGCACAUAACUCCCCUGCUCCAUGACGAGGAGACGAGCGCCUCGGACUCAGACGCGUCGCCGUCCUCGUCAUGUAGCACGUCGUCGUCGGACACGGAUGCCUCGAUUGCAGAGUCUGCCAUCUCGUCAUCAUCAUCGAUCCUGGGGCGAGGCAACUCAGACCCUUUCGAAGCUCUACCAAUCCCCGUCAACUCGAGGACGAACCAGAUCCUGUCGUUCUUGAAAAAUGUCUACCUCCCUUCAAUCUACCGUGUCGGUCCGUUUGACAGCGAAACGAGCUAUGGAAGCCUGGCCGCCAGAGCCGAGUGGUCCCGACUCACGACCGCCCUCUAUAUCGAAUCAUCGGGUCUCGCAGUCUUCUACAAGUACUUGAGCAUCAUGGCCGCGGUGGCCCCAAAAGGCUCGCUCCAGGAGGAGAGAUUAAGACUCAAAGGCAAAAGUUCUCGGGCGCUGCGCAUGCUGAUCGAGCGGGCUCCCACCGACCACGGGUCGAUCCUGGAAGGUGCCAUGAAUCUAUUUUCGGCCGAGAUGUUCGCCGGGGACCCCGACGAAGCAUCGAUCCAUGGGAAGAUGAUACACAGCAUGCUGAAGAAGUCGUUUGAAGUUGGCGGCGCUGGCGCCGUCAGCCAAGAAAUGCUCCGACGCGCCAUCUACAACGACGUCUAUCUGGCCAUGCUCCACAUGCGGCGACCGAUAUUUUCAAUGGAUGGAUGGGUUCUGGAAUAUCUGGCGCCGAUCUUGGCCCCGGUGGAUGAAGCGGUCGAGCCGUUGAAAAUCUACAUGAAGGCCACCUUGGACGACUCGAUCGACACCGAGCCGGCCCAGUCGCUCCUGGUUGUCUUUCGCUUGGCCAUGGCCAUCUGGUUUCGAAAGCACUUCUUACCCCCCGAGUUCAACCGGGCCACUGCGGUGCAAUGGGUCUUUGCGCAGACCAACAUGAUCCACGUCAGAGCGCUUAACCACUACCUCGACAUGCACGAUAGGCUGGAUCGCGACGCCAAACAAUUAAGCCCUCUUGACCAUCAUAUUCUAGACCUCGUAGCUCAAUGUUGUCUAGUUCUGGGGAUCAUGUACUACAUACCCCAGUAUUCUGGCGAUCCUACCAUUCUGGACAAACCCAUCCUCGGGUGCACAAAGGUAGUCAUGAAACAGAUGCGUCAGACCAUGUUGGCCAUCUUUCCCAGCUUGAAUGUCCUGGAUCCCGAUUUCGAUCCCUCGCUCCUGAGUAAGCACGCAAACACGUAUCUCUGGGCUUUGUUCCUGGGCGCCCAAGCCGAACAGACGGAUGGCGACAUCUACCUCGACGCCUCCAGCUUCAGUCUCAGCUUCAUGUUCCGCGAGUUUGCCUUGAGAAUGAGAAUAUCCUCUUGGUCGGAGAUCCAGCAAAGGACCUCGCGCUAUGUCGAUCAUGAGUGGUUUGACAUUACACCGCACGCUUCGCUGUGGGUUCCUCAGCUGCUCGAGCAAGAGCGCGGAUCUGUUGCAGCGCCAGAGCUUGAACUGGCCCGCACCACGCAGAGACUCAGCUUCAAGUGAGCCGAAAGCAGGCCGAGAUCCGACCUUUUUUUUAUGAGUAUGCCCCUCGUUGGGCUUAUCUGUGAGACUUCCACAUCUUGGCCGAAGAAGCUCAACCUUGAUAGCCAUUCAGUGGUCUCGGACGGCUGAGCGUCAUUGGAUGCCUACGGCCUGGUGGUUGUAGCGACAGCCCAACUUCGCUCCCGAGUCGUGAUCCUGCUGUCCUCCCAGUGGUCUCGCUUCAGCACGACAUUGAAGCGUGAGCCAUAGAGCCAGCGACGAUUUCAACAUGUCGAAGAUCUGGAGAACGUACGUGCUAGCCUUCAUCUAGUGUGACGCUCGAUGGGAACGGGAAAACCGAAGAAGGCCUACGAAGCAAUCUUGGGCGAGCAUUCGGCUAGGCGCGGGCUUAAGAGUGGAAAAGUGACGUGACUGCGUCCUGCUUGAAAAGCUCUCGAGUGUAGGAGCUGAGCCUGCAGCAUCUGGAUCCAGAGGGUGCAAUCGAUACCGACGAAUGCAACACAUCCGCACACAGUUGCAGAGGGUCACUCGACUCGAUCAACACCAACGCGACGCCGAGGCAUGAGUACACACGUAUUCAGGAUGUAGGGCGUAGAGCACCACCAGGAAGGUACGGACGUCGUCACAGCUCUGCAAGCAUGGAAUCGCCCGAUCAAUAUGCUUCUUGAUUCAUGAACAUGUCCUCAAGCCAAUGCGAAACAAAUCCUGACUUUGAAAAAGGUUGGUAGACAGAAGGUGUUCGUCGGUCCGCCUUGGUUCGUCCGAUAGAGCGAGGAGCUCAGCAAAGUUCAGCAGGAUCAAGAAGAUCUGCAAGAAAGAUCCCCUUGCCGCCUAGGCCGUUGAUUGGGGAGGAAUACAACAAAGUAUUGAAUCAUUGAGCAGACUUUGAAGAAAGAAACUCUGCCAUCGAAAAGUGCAGGCUUGUAGCCAGUGCUAUCAACACGACCUGGACGAACAGCAAAGAUACAUGAAAGCACGAUUACGUUCACUUUCCUCCGCCCCUGGCUAUGCCGAUACACAUGCAAAUGCAAUGCAACUGCAGAGGACUGAGGCCACUCGCUCAGAAACUCCAUCACUCACUCAAUCCUCCUCGAUCGGCAGCCACCUCACCCUCACAGACGUCCUGGACUCUCCUUGUCGGAUCCCACAUCCUUGCUCCUCCACUCCAGACACAUCCUCGUCCCACGGCAUCGCAAACACGCACCGUUCCUCAGCCUCGCCUGUGCCGUCGUCUCUCACCACCUCUCGAACACCGCCCUCCCAGUCCCGGCGGACUUGGUCCCACAGCUUCCUCACAUCGCCGUCGCGACGGCGCAGAUGCUCUUCAGCACGCUCCUCGUGGCACUGGAUCUCUGUCUCGAGCUUCUUGAUCUGCUGCACUCCCUCUCUGGUCUCGUCGUCCGGCUCGCUUCUGCUCCCGCGGGAGGAAGACACAGUAGCUUUCUCUGCAGCUCCCAGCGCAGCAAGGCCUGACUUCAACUCUACAAGUCUCAGUUUCAAUUCCCGCACAACGGCAUCGCAUCUCUCGCGGAUCCAGGAUUCUUGUUGCGCCGCCAGCGCCAGCGUGCAGUCGAGACAGUGCGUCGGGGCAGUCAAGAAUUGUCGGACCUGCACAUCCCCGUCCGCGUUGCUCGAUGCUCGACCCGGACCCGAAUCGUCUGUUCUUCUUUCGGGUUCGACGAUUUCGGUCCUCAGCACCGCGGGCAGACGUGCAGGUCGAGGCGUCGGAGGUGUGGUGUGCGGACACUGAGGAAAAUGGACCUGAGUGUAGGGCGGGAUCGGGCUCGUGAGGGAGGACUUCCGAACAUGGGCCUGGUUCGGACGAGCGGUGCCAUCGCCGUAACUCGAGGGUGGAUGAGGACGCGACUUGCCGCCGGUGCUGCGAGAGGAGAGCGUGCGGGCGAGUCUCUUCAUCUUGCCGAGGUCUUUGCUUGGACUAUUUCUUCGGUUCGCGCCGCCCCCUGAUAGUGAGGAUGUCGAAUCUGGUACCGUCAAUCUCGAGUCGGAUAUACGAGUCGCGCGAAGGAAUGGCUAUCCUGCCUAUGCCUCGAAAUCUCGACCUCGUAAACCCUGGUGUAGACCGUUUUCGAACAAACAAAAGACACUUUCACUACCAUGACAAUGGAAUGUCAUCGCCGCGUCGAGUAUCGUCAAUGCGUGACAUGGCAUCGUGAAUCGAACCACUGGUCAUAUCACACAAUGACGACUCUCGGCCCCUGCGUUGAACAAUCGAAAGUUUCCUCCGGAUGCGGAGUCGGAAGUUGAAGACAAUGACAACGACUCGCUCGCCCCCAUUUUGUUCGCCCAACAAACAGAGGUGUCUCGAGACAAAGACUCACCUCCGCAAUGCUGCGAUCGUUCUUCUCUUUGCUCGUCGAGCGUCGUUUGCGUUGACGGCUGGCACCCUCCAAUGCUGUCACGCAGCGGUAUAGCCGGCUUCGAGAAGAGGAUAGGGCCCAUCCCCCAUUGUCCUUGCUAGGCGCACGGACUACACCAAGUAUGUGUCCCGUGCGGCAUUUCUCACAAUUGGAAGCACAAAGAUCCUGAACACGAUGAGAUUGGACAACCCUCCAACUCAGAGACAGCCAGAAAAUGAGAUGAAUGUGUCGGAAAAACCAUCGCCAUGAUAGGAGACACCAAACUUGCAGCGUAUAAACCUGUCACCAGAGAAAGCGACUGCCCAUCCCUGAACGCUGUAUAUAUGUGUAUUGCUUUGCGCCGAGGCUAGCAGCAAAGAUGGAAGAUAAGUAGACCACGCUUCCUAGACUCUUGUCCCAUUCAUCAACGUUAGCAAACCUCAUGAUAGCACAUAACUUGCC
Molecule: messenger RNA, 4732 nt
Organism: Cladophialophora immunda
Lineage: Eukaryota; Fungi; Ascomycota; Eurotiomycetes; Chaetothyriales; Herpotrichiellaceae
Exons: 2
Coding region: 192-1913 (573 amino acids)
Source: RefSeq, a predicted model, not a curated record